Molecule: messenger RNA, 2469 nt
Organism: Cercospora beticola
Lineage: Eukaryota; Fungi; Ascomycota; Dothideomycetes; Mycosphaerellales; Mycosphaerellaceae
Gene: RTF1
Product: RNA polymerase-associated protein
Cellular component (GO): Cdc73/Paf1 complex
Molecular function (GO): DNA binding; RNA polymerase II C-terminal domain phosphoserine binding
Source: RefSeq, a predicted model, not a curated record
CAUCCAUUCACAACUACUACCCAUCUACAACAGACACUCGCCCUUUCUCUCACCACCCACCGCCGCACUUUGAAAAGUUGCAGGCUUGCUCCCGACCACCAAGAAUCACUACUGAACAACAUUCUUCUGCGCCGACAUCACGCUUACAACCAACCGACCGUCGUUCUUUGAUCUGCACCGUACCCAACGGCACCAGCGACAGCUUUGUCCAACGGCGGCGACGGUCAAAGAAUCUCUCUGCACCCGCUCUUAGCGGCAGUGACUCGUCCACCUUCGGCAGACUCGAUUCUAUAACUCGACAUCAUGGCCGACUUGGACGAGGAACUUUUGGGCUUGGUUGGUGACGAUGACAGCGGUGACGAGAGUAGCGUCGACGACUUUGAGCGACUGGAACAGGCUGAGCUCGAUGAGCUUUCAGGCGCCGAAGAGCCGCAGCCGAGCGUGGAGAAGGUUGAGGAGGCACCAGAGCGAAAGAAGGGUGUCGCACAGAAAGUGAGAGCCAAGCGGGGCAAAAGGAAGGUCAGACAACCAAGCGAAGACGAAGAUGAUGUCGCCUCGCUCACGCCUGGGUCACCUGAAUCGGUUCAGCACGACGAUGACGAAGCGGAUGCGCCUGGCGAGGACGACGAGGAUAUGAAGCCGUUAUACCCGCUGGAGGGCAAGUACGAGUCGGAACAGGACAAAUCCUAUGUGCUCGGGUUGUCGGAAAUUCAGCGAGAAGAGCUUCUGGCGAGUCGCGCUGAAGAGGUUACACGACGCACUCAAGACCAGCUCCUUAAGAGGGCGUUGGCUAGCACAGCCGCCAGCAAGCAGAAGCGAAAGGCAGCUGCCGCAGAUCUUGAGGACAACAACAGGCGCACUACUCGUCCGAAAACGGAAAAGCAGGUCGCUUUGGACUCAUACCGGAAGGCAAGAGAGGAGAAGGGCGCGCAGCGAGAUCGCCUGGCUAGCACUCGAGACGAUCGCAAAGACGAGAGAUCGCCAUCAUCGCAUGGCUCGGACCGGGAUGCCGAUGGUGAGAGCGAAGUCGAAUGGGCAGCCGAACCAGAGCGCAAGGACGAUCCCGCGGCCGAAAUCAAGGACUUCGAUCGCACACGUAUCGGUCGUAGCGCAUUCGCUCGCGUCUGCUUCUAUCCAGGAUUCGAGCAAGCCAUCCGCGGUUGCUUUGCACGAGUUGCCAUCGGACAGAAUCGCGAGACUGGCCAGACGAUGUAUCGCAUGUGCCAAAUCAAGGAAGUCAUAGAGGGCAAGCCAUACACGUUGGAGAACUCGGCUGGAAAGACCUUCACAACCGAUCAGUAUGCCAUCGUGGCCCAAGGCAGCUCUGAAAAGCCUUGGCCAUUCCAAGCUUGCUCCGACGGCCACAUCACAGAGUCUGAAUAUGGUCGCUAUGUCGACACGCUGAAGAAGGAGAACAUGAAGCCGCCAUCUCGACGAUUCCUGGUUAAGAAGCUGGACGAUAUCAACGGUCUCAUCAAUCUCCACUUCACAGAAGAGAUGUUGAAUCAGAAAUUUGCCAAGCAGCGGGCGAUACAGCUCAAAUACGAUCCGGUGCACCAAGCCAAGCUGAAGCGCAAGGACAUCGAGAAACGCCGUGCUGAAGCUGAGCAAAAUAUGGACGAAGAGGAGGUUGCUAGAUGUGACGACGAACUUCAGGCGCUCGAGAAUGGUGCUGCGAAUGGAGGAACGAAGAUCGCACCAAAGGUCAAGGCUAAGGAUCAGGCCAGUCCUGCGAAACCCAUGGCGCAGCAUGAGAGUCUGGCCAUUCUCAACAGGCAAAAUCGGGCCAAGAAUCAGCAAGAAGUCCGCCAGGCAUUGAUCAAGGAGCGACAGAAGAUCGAGAGGGCCCGCAAAGAAGCAUAUGACAGAAAGACGGCAGAAGUGAGAGAAAAGGUGCACGCAAAGGCCAAAGCUAGACGAUCAUCACAAGACAAGGAGUUGUUCGGCGAAGACACUCCUGCCACCAGCCGAGCGGGCACCCCGGCCACGAAUGGCACUAGCACACCGAAGAGACGCACUGAUAUUCCGCUCAACGGCGCCGUCAAAGGUCCGAUUGGCGCUCUCAAGAAGAAGACAAUGGAUGAUGAUGUUAUCGGCGGCCUCGACUUGGACAUUGACAUUGAGAUUUGAGACUGGCAUGAGGCAGCACGUUUGUAACAUUGCGACAUUGCGACACAAGUUCUUCCUCGGCCUACAUGACUGCGAUUUUGGGCUUGAGACGAGCUCAGGGCCGACGCAACUGUAAAAAUAGAGCUUGUGGCUGAGUUGCAACCAUUUUUGAAGCGUUCUGAGCAAAAAGCAAGCAGCAGAUCAAGAACACGAAGUCAGGUGGAGAGCGUGCGAAGAAUCUUUCUCGCAGCAAAUAGAGGCUUGCUAUGAAGUCUUUGAAUGAACACACAACGCAAUCCCUCCCAACACGAAUCCCAUUCCGAGCCAAGUGUCCCGUGAUAUGACUUUGCCAUCUGCCCA